AUUAGGUAACCAUACAUGGAAGUAGCACUGAAGACAUUCUCCUCCUCUUUUGGCAGGCAACCUUGGUUUUAUGGCUGGGGCUUUAAUCUUCCACGAGGCCAAGCACUAUUAGAGAAGUGGAACCUUAUUCCAGAUGGGAUAGAUAUUCUUAUAACACAUGGACCACCUCUCGGUUUUCUAGAUUGGGUACCUAAGAAAAUGCAACGGGUAGGAUGUGUAGAGCUGCUGAACACAGUCCAGAGACGAAUACAGCCAAGGCUUCAUGUGUUUGGACAUAUCCAUGAAGGUUAUGGUGUCAUGGCUGAUGGAACUACUACCUACGUGAAUGCUUCUGUGUGCACUGUGAAUUACCAGCCACUAAAUCCACCUAUAAUUAUUGACUUACCUACUCCGAGGAAUACAUGAUUAUAAUAAAGGAUUUCAUGUUGUACCCAACACAUUAGCAACUUUAUAUUGCUGGCUGAGAAUUCCAAUAGGGAACUAUUCAACAAGAAAAGUCCUUCUUCUCUUUUUCCUGCUAGCUCUUCACAGAUAAAUCUGAGUGACAAAAAUGGAUGAUGAACAAAGACAUUUUGGUGCCAGAAACAGAUUAAAGACAUAUCACCAUUAAAAUGUUUGUGAACACAGAAAAGUGAAUGCAUUCCACAUCUAUAUACAUAUACAUCUCUCUCUCUCUCAAGUAGGGACUUUUGUACAUACCGUACAUUAUAUUGGACUAACUAAAAGAACAGUGUCUUUCAGGGGAAUGUUUCUUCAAGAAAGUUUGCAGUUUAAACAGAGUUUAGACUAGGAUUUCCUCAUUUCACGUUUCCCAUCGAGCUCUUGAUAAAAGUGAUGUUAAAGAUUUUUUCCCUUAAUACAGGAAACACAAAAGAUACUUCAUAAAUGACCAGCCACAAGAGGAAAGCUAUUAUUUCAAGCCUUCCAGGUCUUGAGUCCUUGCAUCUAUUCCAAACCAAUGCAAUAGAGGUCUUAAUUCACUGUACUGAAAUGAAGUUUGCUACAUCUGACAUUAAGGGAAAGGAUGCAUAUUGCCAGCAUGUUGUAAACAGCUCAAAAUCCAAGAAGGGAGAAGGGAGACUGUGUUAAGUGCAGUAUAAACUCAGGAAUUUGUAAGCUGGUUUCGCCCGUGGGGAAAAAAAAAAAAAAAAAAAAAAAAAAAGACAUUUCACUUAAAAAAAUGAAGGAGUAUAACUGUGUUUUCAUAUGGUAAGGCAAUGCGUGAUUGUCUGUAAAAAGAAAAAAAAAAAACAACAAAAACAUCACCCAACAACCGAUUGCUCAGUAUUGAAAUUUUAAAUAAAACCCACUGGGACUAUUUGUUUAAAACUUGUUGCUGGUAUAUGCAGCCAAUAGUGAGAUUUCUGUUUUGAAUUUGGCCCAUGUCAGCUGUGACUAAAUGUCAUUGUGAUCAUUUUGUCCUUUGGGAAACUUUAUGAACCUCAAAGAGGGGGGGGGGGGUCAUCCAAAGGUGGGGUUUGGGCAUUCAAUUUUGGAUAGCUGU
Molecule: messenger RNA, 1504 nt
Organism: Meleagris gallopavo (turkey)
Lineage: Eukaryota; Metazoa; Chordata; Aves; Galliformes; Phasianidae
Source: RefSeq, a predicted model, not a curated record